CACGCAUUGCCACAACAACCACACACAACAGACACACACACAGACACACAUUAUUCAUAUCUCUGUUAACUGUGCAGUUGAAUAAAGAAGCGUCGGCUACGGCCAAAAGUAAACGUCAAGAUUCUAUCGAAAAAAACACUGCUUAGCACGACGGAGGCUUCGCUCACAUUCAACACGCCGACCACAAUGCCCUAUAACGGUGCGAGCAACGGCAGCGGUGGUGUCGGUGGUGCUGUCGCAGGCAGCAGCGUUAGCGGUGGCGGGGCCACCAUCGUCGUCAGCGAGGGACCCCAGAAUAAAAAGAUACGCACCGGUGUUCAACAGCCCGGCGAAAACGACGUCAACAUGCAUGCUAGGUCCACACAAAAUCAGAAUCAGCAGCAAGCACUACUGAACAAGUCAAAUGACGACCUAAGGAGAAAGCGUCCUGAGACUACACGGCCAAAUCACAUUCUACUCUUCACUAUCAUAAAUCCCUUCUAUCCCAUCACAGUUGAUGUCUUGCAUAAAAUUUGCAAUCCACAUGGCCAAGUGCUGCGCAUUGUCAUCUUCAAAAAGAAUGGCGUACAGGCCAUGGUCGAAUUUGAUAAUCUCGAUUCGGCAACACGUGCACGCGAGAAUCUCAAUGGAGCCGACAUCUAUGCCGGCUGCUGCACUCUUAAAAUUGAUUUUGCCAAGCCGGAGAAGUUGAAUGUUUAUAAGAAUGAGUCAGAUACCAGCUGGGAUUAUACCCUGAGCACAGGUGAGAUUCAACCAAUUAAGGAGAUUGGAAAUGGUCGCUCACCAUUACUGCAGGAGCCUCUUUACGGUACACGACCUCAGCCCUACAGUAAGUCGCUGUUUUCUAUACCCGAAAAUGUUGUUGUGCUUGAGAGCCAGCCACCACUAUUGGGACCAGGCACCGCCUUCCCGCCAUUCGGUGCACCCGAAUAUCAUCCCACCCAGCCGGAUAACUGGAAGGGCGCCGCCAUCCAUCCAACUGGCCUCAUGAAGGAGCCCACCGGCGUCGUUGCCGGACGUAAUGCACCCGUCGCUUUCGCCCAACAAGGACAGGCUCAGGGCGCUGUCAUGAUGGUCUACGGCAUGGACCAUGACACUUCCAACACAGAUAAGCUCUUCAAUUUGGUCUGCCUCUAUGGCAAUGUCGCACGGAUCAAGUUCUUGAAGACAAAGGAGGGCACCGCCAUGGUACAAAUGGGCGAUUCGGUUGCCGUUGAACGUUGCGUGCAACACUUGAAUAACAUUCCCGUUGGCACUGGCGGCAAGAUACAGAUUGCAUUCUCAAAGCAGAACUUCCUAUCGGAGGUGAUUAAUCCAUUCUUGCUGCCGGAUCAUACACCCAGCUUCAAGGAGUACACUGGCUCCAAAAACAAUCGUUUCCUAUCACCGGCACAGGCCAGUAAGAAUCGCAUUCAACCACCGAGCAAAAUCUUGCACUUCUUUAACACACCGCCCGGUCUCACCGAGGACCAGCUCAUUGGCAUAUUCAACAUUAAGGAGGUGCCGGCCACAUCUGUGCGUCUGUUCCCCUUGAAGACGGAGCGCUCGUCAUCGGGCCUGAUCGAGUUCCCCAACAUUUCGCAGGCCGUGCUCGCCAUCAUGAAGUGCAACCAUCUGCCUAUUGAGGGUAAAGGCACCAAAUUCCCAUUCAUCAUGAAGCUGUGCUUCUCAUCAUCGAAGAGCAUGAAUGGAGCGUGGAAUAAUGCCGCAAAUGAGGGCAUGAUCGAGAAGGAGAACGAUGGCGAUGUCAAGGCGGAGAUUUACAAUUGAGAUUUGAUUACCAUUGUGUAAGCGCAGCCAACAACAACAACAAGAACAACAAAGCUAAGCAACACAACAACAACAA
This is a messenger RNA of Drosophila grimshawi, 1846 nucleotides long. RefSeq names its product heterogeneous nuclear ribonucleoprotein L (gene sm). The coding region runs from base 187 to 1770 and encodes 527 amino acids. Gene Ontology annotation, cellular component: nucleus. NCBI's taxonomy places the organism in Eukaryota, Metazoa, Arthropoda, Insecta, Diptera, Drosophilidae. The transcript is spliced from 11 exons. Gene Ontology annotation, biological process: mRNA processing; regulation of RNA splicing. The record is from RefSeq and is a predicted model, not a curated record. Gene Ontology annotation, molecular function: mRNA binding.